CACAAACUGUAAAAGUUUAUUUGUUACAAUCUGCAAAGGAAACGCAAGUUGCAUUUUCACAAGCGGGCAAUGUUUUCGUAAAAUUGCACCAAAACUCCAACAACAACAACAACCAUCAUCAUCGACUCUCAAAUCCAAUCAAAUCAAUCCAGCAGCUCAGCUUAGCUCCCACGCUCCGAUCAGAUCCAUCCACCCCCGAUUCCUCUCCCUCGUCGUAGGUCUUCUCUUCCAAUUCGAAUCUGUGGAUUUCUUUUAGCUCAAUCCCGAUUCAGGUUCUUGAUUUUUUUUUUUGAGCUCGGAAUCAUUGAGCUUCUCCCUGAUUUGGAAUGAGAUUAAUUCUCUAUUGAGCUGAAUCGAAACUCAGAUUCGUUAAAUGUUGGUUUCCGUUUUUUGUAUUUAUAAUGGCUAUUGCUUUAAUUACUCUCUUCUUGAAGCUUAGGUUCCUACCUUCCUUGAGUUCAGUUAAUCUGCUGGGAUACGCUAGAGAUAGAGUUGGACACUGAACCAUUUGAACAUAUGAGUAUAUGAUUGGAACGGGGUCAAAGAUAUAUAUAUUUAUUCCUUGAGAUUCCAAAGUCCAUCACAGGGGUAAAUAAAGGCCCUGUGUACUAGAUUGUAUGCUCUGUGAAUGGUAGCCAAAAAGGUUGGCUGUUGAGUUUAGAUUGUUGAUGGAGCAAAGAGUGCAUCUACGCUGUGGUGGCACACUUGAAGUUAUAUCUAGUCAGGGAGAUGUAGACAGAGAACAGGUUUUAGAGCCGUUUGAUAUUGAAAACGAAACCAGCAAGGAGACAAACCGCUCCAGCAGUUUUGAUGUUGGUUACAGUUCCGGUGAUAACCUCGAAACGUUGCCUACACCCUCCAAAGAUGCUAUCUCUCCAGCCGACAUCCUAAAAACACUAUUCUUUAUACUUGUAUGGUACACUUUCAGCACAUUUUUGACUCUGUACAACAAAACUCUCUUAGGAGAUGAUUUGGGGAAAUUUCCUGCUCCCUUGUUAAUGAAUACCAUUCAUUUUUCUAUUCAAGCGGUUUUAUCAAAGAUGAUAACAUGGUACUGGUCCGGAAGAUUUCAACCUGAUGUUACCAUGUCAUGGAGAGACUAUUUCAUUAGAGUUGUACCAACAGCACUUGCAACUGCUUUGGAUAUAAACCUAAGUAACGAGUCACUUGUCUUCAUAUCGGUUACGUUUGCAACAAUGUGCAAAUCAGCAGCCCCAAUAUUUCUUCUUCUGUUUGCUUUUGCCUUCAGGCUGGAGUCUCCAAGCCUGAAACUUUUUGGCAUUAUUUCAGUUAUCUCAGCAGGAGUGUUGUUAUCAGUUGCAAAGGAGACGGAAUUUGAGUUUUGGGGUUUCAUUUUUGUCAUGCUUGCUGCCGUCAUGUCUGGUUUCCGUUGGUGUAUGACCCAAGUUCUUUUGCAGAAAGAAACCUAUGGCCUGAAAAAUCCAUUCACAUUUAUGAGUUGCGUGGCACCAGUGAUGGCUAUAGUGACUGGUCUUCUUUCUCUCCUCCUGGAUCCAUGGAGUGAAUUUAGAGAGAACAGAUACUUUGAUAAUGGAGAGCAUUUUGCUCGAACUUGUUUCUUGAUGCUUUUUGGUGGAGCACUAGCUUUUUUCAUGGUGUUAACAGAGUAUGUUCUUGUUUCGGUGACCAGUGCUGUAACCGUCACAAUAGCGGGCGUCGUUAAAGAGGCUGUCACCAUAGUGGUUGCAGUGUUUUACUUCCAUGACGAAUUUACGUGGCUGAAAGGUUUCGGUCUGAUGAUCAUCAUGGUUGGUGUCAGUUUGUUCAACUGGUACAAAUAUGAUAAACUACAAAAGGGACACAAGACAGAAGAUGAGAAGCAGCUACAAGCUCCGAGUCAAACUGGAAAAUAUGUGAUUCUUGAUGAGACGGAUGAUCAAGAAAAUGGGCCUUGAGCAAUUUUUUUGUGUUGCAUCCAGAAUCUCUGGUAAUUCUUUAUAAACGAUCUCAUGAAACUGAGUUUCUCUUCCUUCUUGCAUGGAAACAUCAGAGAUUCGCAAGUCAAAUGAAUUCAAGUUUAUUCUAUAGAACUACAUAACAUCAGAUUACAUUA
Brassica oleracea var. oleracea is the source of this 2074-nucleotide messenger RNA. Its product is annotated as probable sugar phosphate/phosphate translocator At1g06470. The record is from RefSeq and is a predicted model, not a curated record. Gene Ontology annotation, biological process: UDP-glucose transmembrane transport. The coding region runs from base 669 to 1916 and encodes 415 amino acids. Gene Ontology annotation, molecular function: antiporter activity. NCBI's taxonomy places the organism in Eukaryota, Viridiplantae, Streptophyta, Magnoliopsida, Brassicales, Brassicaceae. The transcript has 11 exons. Gene Ontology annotation, cellular component: cis-Golgi network; endoplasmic reticulum-Golgi intermediate compartment; Golgi apparatus.